UUUUAAUUGAACAUUUUACUAAGGGGUCGAAUGCGGAGACGUUGAUCAGUCUUCAAAAUGCCGCGAAUUGAUAAUGACAUCAAGCUGGACUUCAAAGAUGUUCUUUUUAGACCAAAAAGAAGUACAAUUCGAAGUAGAUCAGACGUUGACCUGACAAGGUCAUUUUUAUUUCGUAAUUCUGGUCAAAGUUAUACUGGUAUACCUGUAAUGGCAGCAAACAUGGAUACAGUUGGUACUUUUGAAAUGGCUAAAGUCUUAUCAAAGCAUCUGAUGUUUACAGCUAUACAUAAACAUUAUUCAGUUGAUGAAUGGAAAGAAUUUGCUGCCCAGAAUAAAGCUGCCUUGCCGCAUGUAGCAGUAAGUGCUGGAAUUGCUGAAGGUGAUUUGAAGAAUUUGAAAAAUAUAAUUGAAGCUGUGCCAGAUUUACAGUUUAUUUGUUUGGAUGUUGCCAAUGGUUACUCAGAGCAUUUUGUACAGUUUGUAAGGGAUGUGAGAAAAACAUUUCCUAAACAUACUAUUAUGGCUGGAAAUGUGGUAACAGGUGAAAUGGUAGAAGAAUUAGUGUUAUCUGGGGCUGAUAUUAUAAAAGUUGGUAUUGGACCAGGCUCAGUAUGUACUACACGUAAGAAAACUGGCGUUGGAUAUCCUCAAUUAUCAGCUGUUAUUGAAUGUGCUGAUGCUGCCCAUGGAUUGGGUGGACAUAUAAUUUCUGAUGGUGGUUGUACUUGUCCUGGUGAUGUAGCUAAAGCUUUUGGAGCUGGAGCUGACUAUGUUAUGAUGGGUGGUAUGUUAGCUGGACAUACAGAAUCUGGUGGAGAACUUAUAGAACGUAAUGGAAAGAAGUUCAAACUAUUCUAUGGUAUGAGUUCUGCUACCGCUAUGCAGAAACAUGCUGGUGGUGUAGCUGAAUAUAGGGCAUCAGAGGGUAAAACAGUACAAAUUGAAUAUAGAGGUGAUGUGGAGAAAACUAUACAAGAUGUAUUAGGUGGUAUUAGAUCUACCUGCACAUAUGUUGGCGCAUCCAAACUGAAAGAACUGAGUAGAAGAACAACUUUUAUAAGAGUCACUCAACAGUUGAAUGAAGUUUAUUCAUCAGUUACUACUCAGCAUUGAGCUCAGAAAAUUCCAUUUUUAAUUUUGUAAAUCCCGUAAGCCUAGAAAGUUCUUUUCACGGAUUAUUUGAGUGGUUCACUAUGGAAAGAUUCCAUGAUACAAAUCAUGUGAAAUCAUUAAUUUUUUUAGGACUCAAUUUAAAACAAUAUUAUAUUAAAACUGUCAGUGAUGUUACUUAAAACUGUCAGUGAUGUUACUUGAGGUAUUAAUAAAGAAAAGUUUCAAUGAUAAUUAAGUAAUGAAGUUACACUGUUAAUUAAUAGAGAAAUUUGGUGCCCAUGAAAAUAUAUGAUUUCUGACUAUCCUCUGAUAUUCUGUGUGGUAUAAAAUAUUUUUAGAAGUUUGUGAUGUGUUGUGUAUGAUGGUUCUAGACAAUGUUAUACUUGUCAUUCAGUAUAUGUAUACUAGUAACUGUAUUUUCUAAAAGAUGGAUAUUAAGAUAUAUAUAUUCAGAUCAUGAUAUCUGAUACCAUCUAUUGUACAUCACAUUCUGAAUUCUAUUGUCAGUAUUACCUUAUUGCCAUAUUUUUAACUUUAAUUUUUAUUGUCUUAAUAUUGUUAUCAAUUUCAUCUUGUAUUUGAAUUGGAAGAUGUGGUAUUGUAUUGGAUUAAAGUUUAUUUUGUGUCAAAUC
Lottia gigantea (owl limpet) is the source of this 1745-nucleotide messenger RNA. RefSeq lists its product as hypothetical. Gene Ontology annotation, cellular component: GMP reductase complex. Gene Ontology annotation, molecular function: GMP reductase activity. The record is from RefSeq and is a predicted model, not a curated record. Bases 58 to 1113 code for a protein of 351 amino acids. NCBI's taxonomy places the organism in Eukaryota, Metazoa, Mollusca, Gastropoda, Lottiidae. Gene Ontology annotation, biological process: nucleotide metabolic process. The transcript is spliced from 7 exons.